Messenger RNA from Salmo salar (Atlantic salmon), 5150 nucleotides. Its product is annotated as TBC1 domain family member 10A. Gene Ontology annotation, molecular function: small GTPase binding; GTPase activator activity. Gene Ontology annotation, biological process: regulation of GTPase activity. The record is from RefSeq and is a predicted model, not a curated record. NCBI's taxonomy places the organism in Eukaryota, Metazoa, Chordata, Actinopteri, Salmoniformes, Salmonidae.
UCUCCCCUUUCCAUAGUGGUCAUAAUAGUUUUUAGGUCAAACCGUUCGAACAAUACAGAUGUUUUCGCGAGAAGACCGAUUAUCGGGAUGCGUCAAUCGACUAAAGGAUUUCUUAAACGAAGCAGGGAGGGACCUACCUUUUGCAACUGUUUUGGACUAAUUACACCCUGAACACAGACUAAAUGAGUCAGCCGAACUUCCCCCCCCAGGCGAGGAAACGGAAUCCAUGGACCAGGAAGGAAGGACACUAAAACGUUGUUUAGCUUGCUUCACCGACGUAACAAACACAAAUCUCACAUUUUUGGUGAAUUGUGCUAGUUUGAUUAACAUGUAGUCGAUGGAAGUUAUUUCAACCUAGCAUGCGUUUUUAGCUAGCCGGUUAACUUACUAGCGAACUAAUACAUCAUUGACACAUCACAAGCUAGCUAGGCUAACGCGUUAGUCAGAUUUGAAAAGCUGGAAAGUCAACAUCGUACGGGGGAUUUUGCGGUAUUUACUAAUUUGGCUCGCUCAGAGAUCAUGUUAAGUAUUUGUUUGUGUUAAUAACCAGAUUAAGUAACUAGCUAGUUAACUGUAGUAGCUAGUUACAGUAGUUAACUAACUUAAAAAAAAAAAACCUCGAUAGGCUGUUUGGUAGCGGCUAACACUAGCUAAUUAGCUAGCCUAGCUACGUGUUCCAUGCCAUGGCAAUGGUUUUGUUUGUUUGGAAACUUUCGUCUGGUUUCUUACUGUUGGUUGUGACAGUGCCAACGAAAUAACGUUAACUUUGGUUAUUGUUGAGCUAUCAUGGCUAAAAUAGAGAAUGGUCUCAAGUCGGCCGACUCAAGAAGUAUCAGGACAAUUAGCAGCAGUCAUAUGGACGACGAGAGCUCCCUUGGCUCAGACUCCGAGAUCAACGGCUUCACCAAUGACAGGCAUACGGAUAAAUAUGGAUUUAUUGGAGGGGCGCAACAGUAUUCAGAAGAAUCGGCUCAGGACGUCCCUCCAGAGGUUUUGAGACAGCGAGAGGUCAAGUGGCUGGACAUGCUCAGCAACUGGGACAAAUGGAUGGUCAAGAGACACAAAAAGGUGAGACUGCGGUGUCAGAAAGGGAUUCCUCCCUCACUGCGAGGCCGUGCUUGGCUUUACCUGUCAGGGGGAAAAGUGAAGAGGGAACAGAACCGAGGGAAGUUCGAGGAGCUGGACAGUCAGGCUGGAGACCCGAAGGAGCUGGAUGUGAUUGAGAAAGACCUGCACAGACAGUUCCCCUUCCAUGAGAUGUUUGUGUCACGGGGGGGCCACGGGCAACAGGACCUGUUCCGUGUUCUGAAGGCCUACACACUAUACAGGCCAGAGGAGGGCUACUGUCAAGCCCAGGCCCCCAUUGCUGCUGUGCUGCUCAUGCACAUGCCUGCUGAGGAUGCGUUCUGGGGGCUGGUCCAAAUUUGUGAGAAGUACCUUCCUGGAUACUACAGUGCUGGGCUGGAGGCCAUUCAGUUAGAUGGAGAAAUCCUGUAUGCCUUGACUCGGCGCGUCUCCCCUUUAGUCUACCGCCACCUGGAGAAACACAAGAUGGAGCCCAUCCUCUACAUGACAGAGUGGUUCAUGUGUGCCUUCUCCCGCACCCUGCCCUGGGCCUCUGUGCUCCGCGUCUGGGACAUGUUCCUCUGUGACGGUGUGAAGAUCAUCUUCCGGGUGGGCCUGGUGCUGCUGAAAUGCAUGCUGGGUACCCGUGAGAAGCUGAAGGCGUGUCAGGGCCAGUAUGAGACCAUGGAGCUGCUGAGGACCAUAGAGCCACGCUACAUGCAGGAGGGCUUCCUAGUCAGGGAGGUUCUGGAGGUUCCUGUGUCAGAGCGGGACAUUGAAAGGGAGCACCAUGUUCAGCUGAAGCGCUGGAGGAAGAACCGUGGUGAGCUUCACUGCAAAUCCCCUCCCAGAAUGCACGGUGCUAGGGCUAUUAUGGCCUCGGAACCUCCCAGUCGCCAGGACCUGCGUCAGAACCCCACCAUCAUCGUAGAGUCGCCCCUGCCUCCCCCUCAGCCUACACCUCAGCUGAAGAAGAGCAAGGAGGAGAAGAGCAAGAAGAAAGGAAGUAUGAAGAAAGCCCCUCCUGUCAUGGAGAUCCCCAACCCUUAUCCUUUAGCCGGUGACCCCCAGCUUCCACUGAGAGACCCCCAGCUUCCACUGAGAGACCCCCAGCUUCCACUGAGAGAUCCUAUGCCUACUCUCAGAGACUCAACAGUACAGCAGUCCCUCUUCAAUGACACACCCCUCCCAAACACACCCGAAGGCUCUCCACCGCCACACCAACCACCGCUUAGCGACCAACCACCGCUUAGCGACCAACCACCGCAUAGCGACCAACCACCGCAUAGCGACCAACCACCGCUUAGCGACCAACCACCGCUUAGCGACCAACCACCGCUUAGCGACCAACCACCGCUUAACGGCCAGUCUCUUCUAACAGUGUCGCCCCUCCAGAAGUCCACACAGAGUCUGAGUAGCAUAGAGGCAGAUCAGGACACAUACCUGUAGCUCUUGCUUUGGGCAGAGGGUGGAACUGCAUGUCAAACUGGGCAUGAUGGGAACAAGGUGGAGGAGUGAAUAGUGAAAGAGGAACUGGAACAAUCCCUGUGUUAUCCUGGACCUGACUCACUUCCAUAGUGAGAGUCUAAAUCUGAUGUCACCCAGACACAAAAAGCCUUGCUCUGCCCCAGGCCAGGCAUAUGUGCCCCCUGACCUCUGUGGGAGAUUCCAGGAUGGCUCUACGGAGGAUGUUCUAGUUGUCAUUGGGACGAUCUCAAUGGCAUACUACUUGCAUAGUAUGCCAGAGGUCUCUCCCCUGACUUUCUCCUCCAGUGGGUUUUGAGAAGGAGAUGAGGAGCGAGGGCACGAGGAGUAUGCUAUUGAGAUCUUCCCAUUCACUCACUCACUUUAGGCCCUCUGCAUGCCAACCAAGCCCUCUGUCUGUUUACCAGGCACUAGCACAGCUCCGCCAUCAACCUGUAACUGGGUGUAUCAUGGCCAAUGGCACUGCUGCCCAACUAUGAGCGACAAUUGUAUAUUUUUCUAUAGAUUUCUUCCCCCGUGCUUGCUUUUAAGACACCGUAUUGCCUAGACCACAGUCAGCAGCAUUCACUAAUGCAUCACUUCUAAGUGUUCUACUACUUUAAUCCAUAUGUUACUUCAUUAUUCUUUACUCUAUUAGUGAUGUGAAAGGGAGACAUGUUACUCAUUUACUGGUAGUGUAGUUAUUGUAUACAUGAUGCAUUCUUUUUUAAACAUGUCAAAGACCAGCCAAUAGUGUAUCAGGUUCUAGGGUUUUACUCAACCUGCCUUCCUUUGGGCAAAAUGCAAGUUUUUUUUUUCUUCUUCAAUAUUCAUUCAAAUCUCCAAAUCACCUGUUGUGUGUGUAGGAAAUAGGAAUGCUUAAGAAAGAGAGAUAAAUAUUGUUUAAUGUCCCAGUUAGCCUUGGUGAUAAUCAAAGAGCCCUUCCAUUCUUCACCACCAGAGAGCAGCCUUGGUAUGUGCUUCCAUCUGUUACAUUCCCCUUCCUAAAAAGGAAAGCACAACAAUCUUGUCUCGAAUGUACAAUCUGAGGACAUCCAUUCCCUAUCAAUUCCGUACUUUCCAUACUUUCAAAGGAACUUCGUUAGCAUGCAAGCAUGUUUUACUUUCCAGUGAAACCUGACAUGACGUGUGCCUUGUACGUGUGCAUAAAUCCUCCGGACCAGCAUUACUUGUGACUGUUUAUUCUCCUAGCCAGGUGGUAAUGGGCCUGAUGUCCUGAGACAAGACAAAUCCUCACUGUGCCAGGCUGUUCCAGUCCCUAUGUAGCGUUUAACUCAUGUAAGAUAUGUAAAAGGGAGAGGGGACUGGACAUUCCUCACAAUAUCGCACAUUCCUGCCUUUGGGUUCCUUAAAAGCCAAUUAGUCUUGUGGCUAACAUGCAUAGUCUUCUCUGUAUCGUGUAUGUAUUAAUGCAUGUUCCUAUUUUUAACACUUUUGGGGGGGUGCUGUGUGUGCCAUGCCAGUUAGCUGUGAAGUGUUGACCUCUGGUCCUUGCCACAGGUGUGCUAGGUGUUAUGGACCUGGCAGGCUAGUUACUGUAUCUCUGUGGUAUUGGAAAGACAUGAAUGACCUCAUUGCUACACUGAGUGACCGAUCCAGACGGCGCAAAGAUGGUGAUGAAAUCAAAGAUGUGAUUAGAAUCGUCAGUGAUCUACUUCCUUUUACUCAAUGCUUAGUUGUCUCAACGCAAUCGUUGCAGACGGGCAAAGAGGGUUUCUGUACAUGGUGAUUGAGACCUUACUUUUGGGACAUUUUUGGAAUCUUCAUGUUUUGGGAUAACAUGGGAGCCUUUCCAUUUUUAAGUCAAUGUAAUUCAUUUGGGAACGUUGUGAGGCCUGUUAUGAUCCUGCCUUUGCUUUGGGGAAGAAAAAAAACUAAUUGGACAGUGACCAUAACCUUUUUGGGGAAUUCAGUUUAGAGGGAGCUUAAGGUUUGCAAUCAAAGGUGUCAAAAGUUAAAAUAUUCUGUUUACAGCACUAUGGGAAGUUAUUCAUUAGGGAUUAAGAUGUGCAUGACUCAAUGCACAUCAAGUAUUAUGACACAUCAUUCCACUGAAUCCUGCAAGUUUCUUAUACAAGUCACCUCUAAGACCUCACUAAAAAGCAAUACCAGUUGAACGAGGGCAAGUAAAAAAGCUACAAACAAAGCCUUUCUCCACCUAAGUGCAUAGCGGCCUGUAUCACAUACUUCCCAUUUUGCAAGUAUUCUAGUUGAACUUGAUGCUUAAAAUGUGUAGAUAAGACUAAUUUGUAAAAUAACGUUAUUUUGAAAUGAACAUUUAUUUUUUUCAAUUGUUUCCAUGCUACAUAUUUUAUUUAACAAACAAUAAUCAAAAUCCACCAUUUGCCAUAUCAUGGUAGACUUAUCUAUUUUAGCUAGACAAUUUUGACACUAGUUUCACAGUUUGAAAAGCAAACACAAAAAGCAAUGCUUUCUUCCUUAGAAAUAUCUUCUCAGCAAGAAUGCUGGUUUUAAUUGUGUUCUUCUGAAGAGACCUCUGGUAUUAAUGUCAACCAUCCGUAAAUAUAUCAUAUUCUGUAUUUCUCCUAGAAGUGGUUACAUAUUGUUGUUUUUACAAAUAAAAUCAUUUUGAUCUUCAA